Messenger RNA from Aaosphaeria arxii CBS 175.79, 2326 nucleotides. Its product is annotated as glycoside hydrolase family 47 protein. NCBI's taxonomy places the organism in Eukaryota, Fungi, Ascomycota, Dothideomycetes, Pleosporales. Gene Ontology annotation, cellular component: Golgi membrane; endoplasmic reticulum. The record is from RefSeq and is a predicted model, not a curated record. Gene Ontology annotation, biological process: N-glycan processing; carbohydrate metabolic process. Gene Ontology annotation, molecular function: calcium ion binding; mannosyl-oligosaccharide 1,2-alpha-mannosidase activity. The transcript has a single exon. The coding region runs from base 463 to 2262 and encodes 599 amino acids.
UUCUGGAUAUUUGUAAAGAAUAUACUUUCUUAUGUUUCACAACAUGCUGAAGUCACUAACUUACUGUGUAAUUGAUUUUCUGACUAGUAUCAUUCGGUGACUAAUCGCCACAUCGUGUUCGUUCAUGAAACGCGCCGUUGCCAGGGCUGCGUUCCCGACGCGGGGAGUUAACUAUCGCAAACCCCGUACCUCGACCUUGACAUAUAUAUCUCUAUUAGCAUUGUACACCUAACAGUCCCACAAAGAGAUAUUCUUCUUCAAUUCACACAUCGUGUUCCGACGCAGCACCGCAGAGCAAUUGCAGACAAACGAGCCCGAGCGCCAACAUCGACAUUACACCCCAUUCCUCAGGCCACAGAACCGAGCUCAUUCACGAGCGCAUAUCACCAGUCCCUCUUCCCUCGUCCCCGCGAUAACCACAUGUCCACCUCAUAAAACCCAAGCUUUAAUGAGCACGCACUCAUGCCUCGGCUCCGCGUCCGCCACGUCGCCGUAUGCGCCGUCCUAAUCGUAUUCCUCUACUACGUCCUCCCCGACGAGCCGACGACAUACAUCCACCAUGAGCCGCGCGACGGCGAGCAGAACACCGCGGCACUGGCGCGAUACAUGAACGCUCCGGGGGCGCCCAUAACCGCCACGAAAAGCUCAUUCGCAUGGAACACAGUCGAGUUCACGUACCCUCCGCCUCUCACGCCGAAGAUCCCCCCGCCCGUCGCGAAGCGGCCACGCAUCCAGCACCGGUUCUGGAAGGACUCGAAGGCGAAGGCGGCGGUGCAGGAGCAGAGGCGGUUAGCGGUGAAGAAGGUGUUUGAGAAGAGCUGGGGGAGCUAUAAGAAGCAUGCGUGGAUGAAGGAUGCGUUGAAGCCUAUCUCCGGGGAGUAUGUGGAUCAGUUCUCGGGCUGGGCGGCGACGCUCGUGGAUAGUUUGGAUACGCUGUGGAUGAUGGGGAUGAGGGAGGAGUUUCAUAAGGCGGUGGCUGCGGUGGCGACGAUUGAUUUCGGGGAGAGUACGUCCGCACGGGUGAAUACGUUCGAGACUUGUAUUCGGUACCUUGGAGGGCUGCUUGCGGCGUAUGAUUUGAGUGGGAGCGAGGUUUUGAAGAGGAAGGCAAUUGAGGUUGGAGAUUUGCUUUAUGCUGGGUUUAAUACGCCGAAUGGCAUGCCGGUGGACUUCAUUUCUUUCGAAGAAGCGAAGCUGGGUGGUGGACUUCAAGUCGAAUCGUCAGUCGUCUCCGCAAGUCCUGGUACCAUCACCCUUGAGUUCAGCAGGCUGAGCCAGAUCACCGGUGAUUCGAAGUACUAUGCUGCAGUAUCACAAGUCAUGGAUGUCUUCCAUAAACACCAGAACGAGACUUUGCUGCCGGGAAUGUGGCCAAUGAUGGUGUCAAUGCGAGACAAAAAUGUCGUGUCUGGCUAUCAAUUCACCAUCGCCGGCAACGCAGAUUCUUUGUACGAAUAUCUACCUAAAGCGCACGCACUGCUGGGAUCAGAGGAUCCCUCAUCUGCGAAAUACGAGACGAUGUCGAAAACGUUCAUGGACACUGCCUCAAAGCAUCUAUUCUUCCGACCCAUGGUCCCGAACAACGAAGACAUCCUUAUAUCAGGAAACUGCGACGUCCUGGACAGCGGUCCUCGUCUCGAUCCAGAGAGCGAGCACCUGUCCUGUUUCAUCGGCGGACUCUUCGCUCUCGGCGGCCGCCUUUUCCAAAACGAAUCGUACGUCGAGACGGGCGCAAAGUUAGCCCGCGGCUGUGCAUACGCAUACAAGUCGAUGCCCACGGGCAUCAUGCCGGAGCGCUACAACAUGAUCAUCUGCCCCGACCAGUCCGCUUGCACCUGGGACGAAGAGGUCUGGGAAGCUGGACGCAAGAAGCGCCCCGAAAAUAAACCGCACCUCCCGAAGGGCUUCACGACAGCUAAAGACCCGCGCUACAUCCUCCGCCCCGAAGCCAUCGAGUCCAUCUUCGUGCUGUGGCGCAUCACGGGCGAUGAGGCAUUCCGCGAGAUAGCGUGGGAGAUGUUUGAGGCGGUGGCUAAGGCGACGGAUACGCCGCUUGCGAAUGCGGCGAUCGAUGAUGUUACGGUUUUGAAUAGCAAGAAGACGGAUUAUAUGGAGAGCUUUUGGAUGGCGGAGACGUUGAAGUAUUUUUAUUUGUGCUUUGCGGAUCCGGAUUUGAUUAGCUUGGAUGAGUUUGUGCUGAAUACUGAGGCGCACCCGCUGAGGCUGAGUGCGAAUGGACCACCUUCUGUGCAUUCGAGAUGAUCCAGGAAUUAGAGCGUCUGUUUCCUCAAGACAUUACUAGAAAUAAAAAGUAACUGAUAUUUCU